GCACAUGGGCUCCAAUAUCCUGCGGGAACAAAUGGCGUAUGAACCAAUUGUUGGUCACCGGCUUCCAUGGGACUGCAUCUCCUUACGAUGCUCCACUGCCUUGUGGGUUAGACCAUUAGGUCGAAGGCUCGGGGUGUGGCCUCCUUGUAUCAAUAUCUAUGUGUUAAUAACUUAGAAUUCGAAAUCAAGUAUUCAACAAGUACAAAAGAAUCAUCAGUUCAUUCAAACACCACACAUAUCAUAUGAUUUUCAGUAAACUGCCUCCUUAAAACAAUAUUUUUCAAUAAUGUAUAUAUAGAAAGUAAUCUUAUUGGAGUUUUGUUCUCUGAUCCGGAUAAUUUAAUCGUGAAGCUUUCAUUAUCUUUCCAGACAAAAUCAUCAUCAUCAUCAUCACAAACUUCAGACAAAAGUGAGCUAUAAAAAUCUUCCUACAGUUGAAUAACAUCUUAUGUUGUCGAUAUAAGUUUAAUCGAAUUUUUUAACCAAGUAAAAAGAUCAUGAACAACUUCCAGAAAGUUGAAAAUCAGGUGAACGAGAAACUUAAUUAAAAUAAGUAUAUGAACGAUAACAGGACACAAUAGCCAACAAUAACCAGUAAAGAUCUAGGUUAACAGAACCAGCUGUCAGUCAUGUUUGAAGAAAUAUGAAUAGCUCAUUGCUAUCUGAAGUUUUGUGUUGUGAAGCGAAGAAAAACAAUGAAGUGACAAACAAUUCAAGAUAUUUUUUAGGCAUUAUCUGACUUAAUUCGUAAUCUGUGAACUACUAACAUUUAAAUGUAUCUACCUUACUCUAUAAUUCACAUGCUUUCGAUUAAUCUAUAACUUACUGCCAUGCUCUCUUCUAUUUCAAAGUUAAUGUAAUUCAAACGUGACCAUUGUAUUAAAUUUUCGUACUGUAAUAGUCUCGGUUAGUAUAAUUGUAUUCAUUGUGUGUUGCGAUCUCGUUAGUCCUACAUUUUCGUGUUGAAUGAGUCGGAUAAAGUAUUCUGCUAUAGUUUUUGCUUGCUAAUAAAUCAUCAAGUUGUCAGUGAUACGGUAGCUUUUUCCUCUCUCCUCUCAAGGCUGACCAUUCACAAGUCAAACUUACGCGAUUCAGUCUUCAACACACCAAGUAACGUAGCACAAUAAGCCGUUAACUAGUUCGAGACAACUUCUCUUUCUGCAUAUUCAUGUACGAACUAGUGGGGAAGAUAAGAUAACAGUGUCAUCACAUUCGUACUGUCUAUGACUUUGUUCAGAAGGACAAUAAAAUAUUCCACAAUUACAUCCACAUUGCUCAGAGAACGAAACCACCAAAAUAAUUCACAUGAACUGCAAAUUUCCACUCAACAUUGAAAUGACGUUAUGGAUAAAUAAUCAAUAUACCCCUAUCUUGGAAAGCUUUGUAUCGGUAAAGGAUAUUCACAUAUAUACUCAUAUGGAGUGAAAACAAUUGAAUACUAUGGACUGUCAUCUAAUAUUACGUAGUGCAUUUUCAAUUUUUGUUUGUUUGAAGUUUUGCUACAUAACUGAUCUGUAACUCGUUACUAGUCUGGUUAACUCCGCAUGAAACACUCAGUUAACAAUCGUUUAACCAGAUUCUAUGAUAAAUGUAAACAGAUCAAGAACGAAAAGGUUUGCAGAGUAAUGUAAAUUCAUUUUAUUUUGCAAACUUGGAAAUCAACUUGAGAAGUGUUGGUCUUGCAAAAAUAUACUUUGAAAAGUGAUGGGUUUAACCUCACCCGUGGGGUGGAGGAACGCUAAUAUGUAUUUAUCUGACUAGAACAAUUUUAUUAUGUUUUAUCCUGAUCAUUGUGCUCAUAAGUAGUUAACGGUUUGCUGCAAAAUAUUUGAGACGUAUCGUCGUGAUGACACAGAAGUUGAAAGGAAUAUUACUCUUGGAGAAUCAUUAUAUUACUGAUUCAUGUAGUUAGUAGUGUGAUGUGGGUUAAGUCGAUUUUUCCAUUGGUGUUCCAACAAUCUUGUUGAUAAUGAUGAUAUAAUUUUGUGUGCUUUUAUCUCAAGCUGAACAUGAAAAUGAAGAGUCGACAUUUCGUUUAUUACAAUUAAUACUUGCAUGCGCUGUGAAUUGUGAUAAUAAACAAACUUAUAUUCAAACAAUUAUGGGGAUGGAAGAAACUGUGCAACAAGCUAUAAUGGAAGCGAUUCAACAAUUAAUGUCAACUCGUUUAAGUAUGAGUGAUACUAUGGAUUAUGAAGAUCGUUUAUGUAAGACAGUGGAACAAUGCAAAGCAUUAUUAAUAGAAAAAGAGAAAUUGGCUGAACAGUGUAAAAAUCUUCAGCAAGAAGUAUUAAAUUUACAAGACGAAAAGUCACAUCAGCAAUCUGAAUUGAAUCGUUUUAAAACGUAUUUCAAUUCAUUGGGUUUAAAUCCAGCGAUAUUGGCAACAGCAUCAAUUAAUUCUCAAUCAUCUCCAACACCUUCAGUAGUUACAGCUACAACAGGAGUUGAAUCAAUUGAAAGUGACUUGAAUUCAAUCAAUACAGAAUUGUUAAAUCAAUCUGCUAGUUCCAUUUCAGCAAUUACUUGUAGUAAUAAUGUUCUAAUGAGUCCAACCAUAGCUAAUUUACGUAUAAAUCAUUUACAAAAUCAAUUAAGUAAAUUACGUGAUGAAUUGUAUAGAACUGAGUGUGAUAAAGAAGAAUUAAAAAUUCAACUAACCGAAGUCACUGCACAAAAUCUUGAAUUAAAACAAAAAUGUACCAUUUUAACGGCAAAAGCAGAAGAAAGUAUUCAUUUAAAAGAUGAAUUAGAUAUUGCUCGUGAAGAAGCAUCUAAUAUAUUACGUUUAUCUACAACUAUUGAACAAUUACGUAAACAUGCUGAUGAAGUAGUUAGUUUACGUUUACGUUGUUCACAAUUAGAAAAUGAUAAUCAAAUUUGUGUACAACGUUUAACUGAAUUAGAACAAGAAACACGUUUAGAUGGGAAUAUACGAUCAAAAGUAAAAGCUCAAGCACGUUUACAAAUAGAAGAUGCACAAUUCUUAGCAAAUGAAGCAAUAAAACGUGCUGAAUUAGCUGAACAAAAUUUAUUAAAAAUUCGACAAGAAUUAAUUAAUGUAAAUCGUGAAAAAGAGUGUAUCUUCUCUGAACUUACUCGUCUUAAAUCUUGUUGUGAAGGUCUUCAAUCAUGUGCACAAGCAUCAAAUUAUGAUACACCAGCAAUGGAAUCACAAAUGUUAAAUUUACAAGAAGAACUAUGUCGUUUACGUACAUCAAUGUAUGUUAGUGAUGGGAGUAGUGAUAACAAUAUGAAUGAAUUUGGCGGCGAUACUACUACUAUUACAACUGGUAUAUUAGACAAUGACACUGGUUUUGUUGAUGAUAAUGAUGUGCAUCAUUUUAAUAUGUCCUUAACAUCACAAAACAAACUAAAUACUAAUGAUAAUGAUUGCCAUUCAUUAACUGUCAAUGAAAAUAAUUCUUCCAGUACACAUAUUAUACAAACACCAUCUACAAAUUCUUAUCAUAAUCAUGUUGAUAAAGAUAUGUGUAAUCCAUCUACCAACACUACAAUGUUAUAUACAAAUUUAAUGACAAAAUUAACUCAGAAAGAAUCUGAUUUCAUUGAAAUGGAACAAAAAUAUCGAGGUUAUUUAUGGAAAGCACGUGAAGUGAUUCGAUUAUUAGAACGUCAAUAUCGACAACAUCAACAUAAUUGUCCACAAUAUAAAGAGAAAAUAAUCAUUGAUACAAACAAUACUAAUAGUACUGAUAUUAAGAACAAUAGUAUAAAUAGUGAUAAAAUGAACGAAGAGAUUAAUUAUUUACGUAGAUUAUUAGUUGAAAAGGAACGUGUUAUUGAGAAAUUAGAGACUUAUCAUGAACAAAUGAGACGUCAUUAUGAAACUGACGAACGUAUUCUAUUAAUUGCAUGGUAUAAUUUAGUCAUUAAAUCAACUAAAAAUUUUAUUGAAUCAAAUUUCAAACAAAAUAAUCAUCAUUUUUCUACAAAUAAAUUAAAUAAUUUUCUAUUAGAUUAUAAUACAGAAAAUAAUUUAUCAUUUUUAACAAGACAACGUCAUAUUCAUUUAAAAUCUCCGACGGAUUUAACAUCAUUAGUGAUGGCAACAAAAUAAUAAUUCAUUGUUGUUGUUGUUGUCGUCAUGGUCGUCGUUUUUGUAUCCAUCUCCCUUCACUACUACUCAUUGGUUCACAUUAUGUUUUUUCUCUUAUCGUUGUGUAUUUCACUAAAAUUGAUAAAUGAUUUUUCAGGAUACAAUCAAAUUUGUUUUCCAUAUUUCAAUGUUUUCAUCUUUCUUUACUCUCUAUUAAUUAAGAUUUUCUUAGUUUCAAUGCAGCUAUUUUACAAAUUCAUCAAAUUUUAUUUAAAUCUUAGAUCAUGAUUAUUUCAUACUUACCUCUUAAAUUUCAUCUUGAAAUGAUCAUUAAAUGACAAAAUGAUAAUCCCGAUCAUUUAUUAGUUCAAUUACUCAUUAUUGAUUUAGUCAAUUGAUUUUGAGUUUAAUGUUGAUUCUAAAUUGUUUCUUACUUCAUAUUUACAUGAAUCGUUGUACAUAUGAAGAAUUGGAUGGUUCAAUAAUAUUUCCUAUUCUUUUCUAUUUGUUGUUGUUAAUGUUACUGUUACAUUUUCUGAUUAUCAUUGAUUUGUUGAUCAAGUGCUUGAUUCAUUUUUUUGUAAUUAAUCAUUGAUAAUAUAUACUUUACUUACUUACUUACUC
This is a messenger RNA of Schistosoma margrebowiei, 4684 nucleotides long. The record is from the annotation of a GenBank genome assembly. NCBI's taxonomy places the organism in Eukaryota, Metazoa, Platyhelminthes, Trematoda, Strigeidida, Schistosomatidae.